AUGACUUCAGCGACGAUUCUCUUUAAUGUGACCAAGAACGAGCUGUUCAAGCUGGCGGACAAUUAUAAAACACUACACCGAAAGCUGAAAGUGAACCAUCGGGUUGAGAGUAAUAAGAAUGAAAUCACACCGGAACUUCUCAAAACGGCAACGGUGUUUGUGUUGGCAGGACCCCAGGAGAAGUUUACCGAAACCGAGUUCCAAUACUUGAAGGAUUACAUUAAUGAUGGCGGACGACUGCUGCUUCUGCUUGGUGAGGGCGGUGAGGUGCAGUUCAACACGAACGUAAACUUUCUCCUGGAAGACUACGGAAUGACUAUCAACAAUGAUGUUGUGGUACGCCCACAGUAUUACAAAUAUUUUCACCCCAAAGAAGCUCUCAUUAGUGGCGGUGUGAGCUGCGAAUCGAUUAACAAUCUGUUGCUGGAUUCCAGCAAGAGUAUCCUUACGUCGUUCGAUUUUAUGGACGAUAAGUACAAAGUCGAGUUUGUGUACCCCUACGGAGCGACGAUGAACGUCAUCAGCCCGGCAAAUGUCCUCCUAACGACGGGCCCGGUAGUUUAUCCGUUCAACCGGCCGCUAGCCGGGUACUUUCAGAACCAGAACAAUGGGAAACUCGUCGCCAUCGGCUCGGGACACAUGUUUCAGGACAAGUACAUCUCGAACGAAGUAAACACGGCGCUCUGGGAUAGCCUCUUUGCUAUGAUCCUGCAGGAUGAGUUCAAAUUCAAAGCGUCUGACUUCAACGACUUGGAGAUAAAUGACUACGCCGUCAUACCCGAUACGAUCUAUCUGGCAGAGCAACCGAAGAUAUGUCUAAUGGAUUCGCUCGAUUACGACAUUCCCGCCGACUUCAAGAAGCUAUUCGAUCUGUCGCUCUACUCGAUCAACAACGAUCUAUUGCGUGAUCUUAUCAGUACGUGAAAACUGGAUGUGCAAUAUGAACCGCUGAAGAUCAUCAAACCACAGUUCGAGAUCCCAUUACCACCGCUGCAGCUUGCGGUAUUCCAACCAAUAUUCAGUGACCUCCCAGCACCACCCUUGGAGCUUUUCGAUUUAGAUGAAGCGUUCAGUUCGGAAAAGGUACAGAUCACACAGCUGACCAACAAGUGUUUGUCGGCGGCAGUCGAAGGUCAACAGCCGGUCGACGAGAAGGAGCUAGGAUACUUCAUCCAGGAAUGCGGACGUAUACUGAAGGUGUGCCAGGAUGAUCAGAAAAUGUCGCCGAAGGAAAUACUGAACACUAUCAGUGUGAAGAUUGCAAAUUAUAAAAAGCUAGAUAAAGAUUAG
Molecule: messenger RNA, 1290 nt
Organism: Anopheles coustani
Lineage: Eukaryota; Metazoa; Arthropoda; Insecta; Diptera; Culicidae
Gene: IFT52
Product: intraflagellar transport protein 52 homolog
Biological process (GO): cilium assembly; intraciliary transport
Cellular component (GO): intraciliary transport particle B; cilium; centriole
Source: RefSeq, a predicted model, not a curated record